Messenger RNA from Penicillium angulare, 2841 nucleotides. Its product is annotated as non-ribosomal peptide synthetase. Gene Ontology annotation, molecular function: CoA-ligase activity. Gene Ontology annotation, biological process: biosynthetic process; secondary metabolic process. Bases 1 to 2841 code for a protein of 946 amino acids. The transcript has a single exon. NCBI's taxonomy places the organism in Eukaryota, Fungi, Ascomycota, Eurotiomycetes, Eurotiales, Aspergillaceae. The record is from RefSeq and is a predicted model, not a curated record.
AUGGGAUCCAUCGAAGGAGAGCUUCAUAUUCUUUCUCUUUUUGACAACUGCUCCGAUGGAGAGAGCGGUAUGAUGUGCUAUCCAGCCGGAGACCAAGCAAAGCCGCUAUGGCUGAGCUAUAGAGAUCUCCAAACUCUGGCUGGCCACAAGGCAUCCAUGCUUCGCCUCUGCAAUAUGUCUCCCCCUGGAAGCAUCACCUUGAUUCACUUCGAUACCCAACUCAACAACAUUAUCUGGUUUUGGGCCUCUAUAAUGGCCUGCUAUAUUCCAUGCUUGUCAACACCACUGGUCAACAGCAGAGAGGGCCGCAUCUCGCAUUUUAAUCACCUCAAGGAGUUGCUUCUUGACCCACUCGUCAUUACCGAUGAGGAACUAGCCAAGAAAGAUUUUAUGGACAAUGAAUCACUUCGAAUCGUUCCUGUCGAGACUAUCGAGAGCCCCAACAACCAAUCUUCAUCAUCCACAGACACUACAUCCAACCCGCGCGUGUCUUUUGGGACAACGUCUCUCCAUGGAAUUGCGGCCCUCAUGUUGACCUCUGGAAGUACUGGAAAUGCCAAAGCAGUUACUUUGUCGCAUGAGCAGAUCUUUGCGUCUGUUCAAGGCAAGGCAGCUUGGGCCCCAUCACCAAAACGUUCCACAUUCCUCAACUGGGUUGCCAUGGAUCAUGUUGCUAGCUUGACGGAAAUUCACCUGUCUGCCAUGUUCUGUGGAUUUGACCAGGUCCAUGUUCCAGCAGCGAACAUCGUUCCAAAACCCCUAUACUUCCUGCGACUUCUAUCGAAAUAUCGCGUGGUCAAGACUUUUGCUCCGCAGUUCUUCCUGGCCAAGCUCCAGAAGGAGCUGGAAACUGCAUCCCCCGCGGAUCUUGAAGGCAUUGAUCUACAACACCUUCUUUACAUAAUCUCUGGUGGAGAAGCAAACCAAGUUCAAACAUGCUUUCGCGUGGCGGAGCAACUUGCGAACCUUGGGGUCACGAACAAAAAUGUGAUUAUGCCUGGGUUUGGAAUGACUGAAACAUGUGCUGGAUCUAUCUACAGCCGGUCUUGCCCUGAAUGUGACGUUCAGGCGGGUGCAGAAUUUGCCGGCCUUGGUGAUUGCGUCCCUGGGAUUCAAAUGCGGGUUUUGCCAAUUUCAUCAGAUGCGGAUUAUCUUAUUGAAGAAUCCGCUCCCACAAACACUGGAUCUCUUGAGCUACGUGGUCCUAUUGUCUUUCAAGGAUACUUCAACAAUGAAGAGGCGACACGUGAAGCAUUUACCGACGACGGGUGGUUCAAAACCGGUGACCUGGCCUCCAUCGAUGACAAUGGCCAUCUCAGACUCAUCGGAAGAUCAAAGGAUCUCAUCAAUAUCAACGGUGUGAAGUACAUUCCACAUGAGAUUGAGACCGCUAUUGAGCAAUCUCGGAUUCCAGGCGUGGCACCACAUUUCAUUGCCUGUUUUGCCCACCGUUCCCAGGGCUCCCCCACAGAAGAAGUGUUCGUCGUUUACCAACAUGAAUAUGAGCCCAAUGAUGUCGCAUCGCGUUUGCAGACCCUCCACUCCGUCGUCCGGAUCGUUCUCCUAUUUACCGGAACUCGCCCCUGUGUCCUGCCACUCGCCCCUGGCCAAUUGGAAAAGUCAACUCUUGGAAAGCUGUCACGUACCAAGAUCCAGAAAUCAUUGUACCAGGGUCAAUACCGUGAUCAGGAAGAGCUAAACUCUCAGCUCAUUGAAGCUCACCAAAAGGCCAAUUUCCAAGCCCCACAAACCGAGAUUGAGAAGACGCUGAUGCGACUUUUGUUGACCACCCUGGGACUUGAAGAUAUUCAAAUUAGCAUCGACACCCCCACCCUUGACGCGGGUAUGAGCUCUGUUGACCUUAUCCGUCUCAAGGUGGCCUGUGAAAGGGAGUUCGGCAUUCCGGAGAUCCCCAUGAUCACAGUCAUGACUAAUAUCACCAUUCAGUCAUUGGGUGUUGCUAUCAAGAAGCUCUUGCAAUCCGAGUCUGGUCCAGUUCAAUAUGACCCAGUCGUGACUCUCCAGUAUGCCGGCGCUCAGGCUCCUCUCUGGUUGAUCCAUCCCGGUAUCGGUGAAAUCCUGGUCUUCCUUGGACUUGUUCAAUAUUUCCCUGAUCGACCAAUCCAUACCCUGCGUGCUCGCGGGUUUAACGCCGGCGAAGAGCCUUUCCGAGACCUGGAUGAUGUUCUGCAGUGUUACUACGCCGCAUUGAAGGAAAAGCAACCUCAUGGCCCAUACGCAAUUGCCGGUUACUCAUACGGCAGCAUGGUUGCCUUUGAAAUUGCCAAGCUUCUAGAGGCGAAUGGCGAUACAGUCCAGUUCGUUGGCUCAUUCAAUCUGCCACCUCACAUCAAAACACGAAUGCAGCAGCUAGAUUGGACCGGAGGUCUGAUGCACAUCGCUCAUUUCUGUGGUCUGAUUACCGAAGAGCGAUCCGAAGAACUCACCUUGGAAAUCAAGGCUGACAACGUGGAAGGAUCGGAUCAGGUUGCUAUGGUUCUAUCAGAGAGUGAUCCCGAGCGCCUUGUAGAUCUUGCUUUGACGCAAGAGUCUCUCACCACUUGGGUCAAUGUUUCAUUUGCUCUUCAGAAUAUUGGCUGGGAAUAUGAGCCUUCAGGAUCUGUAUCUGGUAUGGAUAUCUUCUAUUGCCAGCCUUUGAAGGUCGUUGCCAAGACGCGUGAGGAAUAUCGCAACACAAAGUUGAAUCACUGGGUGGAUUUUGCUCGCAAUGAAGUCAGAUACCAUGAGGUUGGCGGAGAGCACUAUACGAUGAUUGGGCCUGACUAUGUUCCAAAAUUCCAGCAGACUCUCAAGAAUGCCUUGGCAGCGCGUGGACUCUAA